Molecule: messenger RNA, 754 nt
Organism: Somion occarium
Lineage: Eukaryota; Fungi; Basidiomycota; Agaricomycetes; Polyporales; Cerrenaceae
Source: the annotation of a GenBank genome assembly
GUUAAUUUACGUGCAAACAAGCAGGGUAUUCGCAGACUCACAUCUUCUUCAUCCGCAGGUACAUGGCAUCAGUUUCCUCUAAAAUAUGGCGCAAUAACGCAACCAAUACGCCUCCUGCUUUCGCGUGUUUCUCAAGUUGCACGAAUCCUUCAUUGGCGGAACCUGGCCGGUUCUUUGUCGAUCACAUCAUAGGACGAAAACCUCAUUGCGGUAAUUCUGGGAGCUUUCUUUGGCUAGUCAAAUGGGAAGGCUAUCCUAUUGCUGACGCCUCUUGGCAAACGCAAGCUGAUUUCCCUCGUUCCGAAUACUAUACCUGUGCCUUCGAUGAACGAGCUAGGCGUGAAGGUCACGACGUUUCCGAGUAUAACAGCAAUAUACUUCUGCGGGAAGCCCGCGAUGCUGGUUGGAGGUAGUCUAUCGAUGGUGGACAGUUAUGCUCAAUACUUUUCUUUUUCUCAUUAUGUCCCUCCGUUCUUCUCGAUUAUGUCUUGUUACCAUUUUCUUGAUGUUUUGCUAUCGUCGAUUGAUACACUUUGUCGUUCGUGCUAUGCCGUUUUCACCUUAUAUUUUAUAUGCUUCAAAAUGUUUGUCUCGCUGUAGUUGAUCUUCCACAUUACUAUGCAGUAUGGAUAUUAACCCUUCUAGUACUAGUUGGCAUACGUACAGCUGUUAUAGCACUAAAGUCCUUCUAUACGAGUACACCUUUACUUCCGGACGAAUAUUCGACUGAUACAAAUACAUGCCAAUAAGAGGA